GCGGGGACUGGCGCGGGGAGGGAGAAGAUGGCGGAGGCCGAGGUUUGGGUAUCUCCUAAUUGAGGAGAGUCAAAAUACUGAUUGCAAGUGAAUCCUCCUCAGUCAGCCUGUUGGAUGUCUCUCAGAACAUAAGAAGUCAUGGCAGAAAAUGAUGCAAUGCCAACCUUACCAAAAAAGUGUGGCCCAUACAUUUCAUCUGUAACCAGUCGUGGCAUGAAUUUGGUAAUUCGUGGCAUAGUGCUGUUUUUUAUUGGCGUAUUUCUUGCAUUAGUAUUAAACUUGCUUCAGAUCCAGAGAAACGUUACUCUCUUCCCCCCUGAUGUGAUCACAAGCAUCUUCUCCUCAGCUUGGUGGGUACCACCUUGCUGUGGCACAGCGUCAGCUGUGAUUGGGUUAUUGUACCCAUGCAUGGACAGACAUCUGGGAGAGCCACAUAAAUUUAAGAGAGAAUGGUCCAGUGUAAUGCGAUGUGUAGCAGUCUUUGUGGGAAUAAAUCAUGCCAGCGCUAAAGUGGAUUUUGCCAACAAUAUCCAGUUGUCUCUCACAUUAGCAGCCCUGUCAAUUGGACUGUGGUGGACGUUUGAUAGAUCACGAAGUGGCUUUGGUCUUGGAGUAGGAAUUGCUUUCCUGGCCACAUUGGUGUCACAACUUCUGGUCUACAAUGGAGUUUAUCAAUAUACGUCUCCAGAUUUCCUUUAUGUUCGUUCCUGGUUGCCAUGUAUAUUUUUUGCUGGUGGAAUAACUAUGGGCAAUAUCGGCAGGCAGCUGGCAAUGUAUGAAUGCAAAGUCAUUGCAGAGAAGUCUCACGAGGACUGAGGAGAAACAAUAUGCACCUUUUAAACAGGAAAAUAUCUGACAAAUGACUGUUGGAGGAGCAUAAGGAACACUUGACUAUGAAAUUGCCAAAAUGCAAUUUUUUUUUCCCUUGAGUGGUAUACUUUACUGCAAUCUGUGAUUGCUGCUUCUAUAGAAACCUUGAUGUCUGAUUUUGAUUACUGUGAAGUUACGAUAGUAUGCAAUACAUUUGACAAUAUUGGUUCAAUCAUAGGAUUCUUUUUUCCAAAUCUAAACUCAGUUUACCAUAAAUUCUUGUCUGUCCAUAAUGUUGCAGUGCCAAACUGAACCUUUGCACUACGUUUCUGUAGCUGAAACUUCUUGCUUCACUUUAUCUUGAAAGUUUUGAGGAAUUUGUUCUUAAUAGCUCAGUGAAAGACAGGGAAUUCAAAUUUAGGACUGAAGAUCUUCUCUUUCCAUGAUGAUAGCCCGUAAUAUCUUUAUGAAAUUCAUGGAUUACAGGUGAGCUUUGAUGCAAUAAGUAACUGAUUUCUGCCUGUUAACACACUGUAUCAUUCUUCUUACUCACAUCACAGGUGAGGAAACUUAAUAGGGAUUGUAUGGGUUAUUGCUGUAGCAUUUCAUUUGUCUGUGGUACGUGCCCAGUAUCACAGAAUACAGAAAUGGAAACCGAGGCUGGAAAUGAUUUGCUAUUUUUUCCCCUGGUACAACCAGUAUACAUGUUUGUGUAUGAAUUUAUGGGGACCAUCAUCAGAUGUGGACAGAUUCUGAAACUACUUGUUGUGUUGAGUAACGGGAUACAAUUCGGGUCAUUCUUGUACAAUCCCUUAAGCUGACUUGUGUUGAUCCCUUAUUAAAAAAAAAUCUUAGGGAGUUUUUAUUGCGAAACUUAAUUCUGCUGAACUAAAUCGGCCACUACCAUAUAGUGUCAUAAAACCCUCCAUUACCAAUGUUACUCUUGAUAGUUCUUGUCUACUACCUGCUCUGUUCGCAGGGAUCAGCAGAAGGAGGCAAGGCUGUAUUUUAGGUACUGAUGUAGGCCUUAUUGCUGUGACUAUGGUCCAGGCAACCAUAAAUGCAUUUGUUCUUAUAGCAAUUUUCUGAGGUGGAGAAAUACGGUUACCCCUAUUUUACAGGUGCCUAUGCACAGAAAGUCUGAUAGGGCAGAGAGCUGAAAUAGGCUGUGUGCUAAUCGGUUCCCUUAGGAAGAAGUAUUUUAGUGUGUGACCCAUAUUUGGGGGCACACGUGGAAUUUCCUCUUGGCUUUGCAGCUCCAUUUUAAGACCAUGAGAUAAAAGAACUUGUGCAAGAAGGCAGAAAGCAGGCUUCAAGAGGACACUGCUAACCUCUGCCAGCAGUGAAUUUGGCAUGGGAUGUCUCUGCUUUGUUUUCCCCUUCUGUCUCUAUGUUGAUGAUGUUUUAAUGUAUUUGUUUUCCUUUUUUGUCUUGAAGUACUAUUUUUCAAAUCCUUCUUGAAAGGUUUAUCGUGUUACAGUCGCCUAGGGAGGCUGGAGUUGGUCCAAAGAACAAAUAGAUGUUUAGACAAGUUUUUAUUAAUAAAUGUGUGUGUGCAUUGUACACAAAGCUUGAAAUAGGCAACUCUUUUUCAGUCUUAUAUGCUUAUCUCUAAGUCUGAAAAGUAUGCAAUGGAGUGCUUCCAAAAGCAUUGUAACAAAAGAUGUGGUCACAAAAGGAAAAUUUCUUGAAUGGGGGAGUGUAAAAAUAAUAAAUAAGCAAAUGAUGUAUAAAGAGCUUGGUUCUGCAGCUCUGCAAAGUUUCAUCGGCUUAUCACGGUUCCAUGACAAUUCAAGACCUGAAGCACACUUUCAUUGGGUAAUGUUUCAGGAAGGCACUUACAGAUGCACUUUGCUUUAAGCAGAGGUAGAAUGUGUUUAAGUAGAUCCCUGGCUAGAGAUUUUCUUUUAAUCAAACCAUACGGCAAUAAGAAGCAUUUUAUUAAUAAAACCAAGAAACUGUUAGGGCAUGAACUAAGGGUGAGUUUCUUUAGGCAGGCUCUGGCAUUUCACUGAAGGAGCUGUUGGGUCCCUUUCCGUACAGUAUUUUGCCUCAUCCGCCUUCUUUACUUAAACAAAUGGCUUCAGCUUGGUGGGCAGUGUGAUGAGUCCCUCUUGAAUUAUCAGGGCAUGAACAGCAUAAAAAUUGAGAUGUUUCUUAUCUUAACUGUAGGGAAUAACAUGGUACCUCAGUAGCCAGUGUGCUGACUUGGUUUCAUUUGUGAAAUUUAGUUUCAUCAUGACCAGUAAGUGUAUACAACUGGAGAUGAGUAGUUUUUAUUAUUGACUUGGUGGUAGAACUGCUUUUACCUGCCAGUCUAAAUAUUUACACAGAAGAAGCCUUGUGUAUGUUAAAAUGUGCAGUAUGUGAGAAGUGGUUGUUGGGCAUCUGUGGCACCCACUUUACAACACUUCGCACUCGGAUUCAUCUAAAGCUGAUUAGACUGUGCUGUUCACUAACUUCUUUUAAAUUUCAUUUUGGAAAUUUUGAGCAUGUUGUGCAAAGGCGGCAAUCAUCCAAAAUAAAUUUGGGUGGAGUCCUUUAUAUGUGUUUUACUAUUUUUGUUCUUAUUUGACUAAAGUCAAUACAGGAUUCACAUCUUGGAUGUCAUAUUUUUUCAAACUGCAUUGUAAUUUUAUGGCUGAUGUGUUCAAAUCCUGAAAAAGGUUCAUGAUGAGAAUGCUGACACAGCCUUAACUAUAGUGGUGUGAACAUGCUGCUACUGUAUAGCGUGUAAUUAUAACAUUAGACUGUCUUAAAAAUGUUGUUCAAUAGAGAAUGAAUAAGGUAUAUUUUAGAUACAACUUUAUAAGCACUAUAACCUCUUCACUAAUUAAGCAUUGUAAGGUCUAUGCUGUUUAAACUGGCAAAUUGCUGUUAAAAGCAAAAUGUGCAUUAAAUACAAUUACA
Gymnogyps californianus (California condor) is the source of this 3720-nucleotide messenger RNA. It is a transcript of the gene INSIG2, whose product is annotated as insulin induced gene 2. Gene Ontology annotation, cellular component: endoplasmic reticulum; SREBP-SCAP-Insig complex. The coding region runs from base 139 to 816 and encodes 225 amino acids. The record is from RefSeq and is a predicted model, not a curated record. The transcript is spliced from 6 exons. NCBI's taxonomy places the organism in Eukaryota, Metazoa, Chordata, Aves, Accipitriformes, Cathartidae. Gene Ontology annotation, biological process: cholesterol biosynthetic process; SREBP-SCAP complex retention in endoplasmic reticulum; SREBP signaling pathway.